Molecule: messenger RNA, 1665 nt
Organism: Lethenteron reissneri (Far Eastern brook lamprey)
Lineage: Eukaryota; Metazoa; Chordata; Hyperoartia; Petromyzontiformes; Petromyzontidae
Gene: METTL1
Product: methyltransferase 1, tRNA methylguanosine
Biological process (GO): RNA (guanine-N7)-methylation; tRNA methylation
Cellular component (GO): tRNA methyltransferase complex
Molecular function (GO): tRNA (guanine(46)-N7)-methyltransferase activity
Source: RefSeq, a predicted model, not a curated record
AGCGCGGCGCGCACGUGGUUGUGUGGCGCUGCCGUGGUGGCUCGUGGUGUUUGGUGGUGAUUCGUGGUGUUUGGUGGCGGUUCGUGGUGUUUGGUGGUGAUUCGUAGUAGUUCGUGGGAAUUUGUUUGAGUUGCAUUCUUAGACAGUUAAAUUGUUGAGCUUCGCAUCCGCGGUCCCGAUGGCGGUGUCCGCGCCGCAGAAGCGCUUCUACAGGCAGCGCGCUCACUCCAACCCGAUGGCCGAUCACACAUUUGAGUACCCCGUGAACCCUGAGGCGAUGGACUGGUCAGUUCAUUACCCAGAAUUCUUCACAUUGCCAAAGGUAGCAGCCAAGGAAGAGCACGGAGGCAUGCCAGCUGCCGUAGCGGAGGCAGAGAAGUGGCUACAGCCCCAGGUGGAAUUUGCAGACAUUGGAUGUGGCUACGGUGGACUGCUGGUGGAGUUGUCUCAGCUCUUCCCACGCACGCUCAUCCUGGGCAUGGAGAUCCGUGUGAAGGUGUCGGACUACGUGCGCGACCGCAUCACCGCCCUGCGCACCGCCCAGCCCGGCCACUAUGGCAACAUCGCCUGCAUCCGCACCAACGCGAUGAAGUACCUGCCAAACUUCUUCCGCAAGGGACAGCUGAGCAAGAUGUUCUUCCUGUUCCCGGACCCCCACUUCAAGAAGACCAAGCACAAGUGGCGAAUCAUCAGCCCGACACUGCUCGCUGAAUACGCAUACAUCUUGCGACCUGGGGGUCUGGUCUACACCAUCACGGAUGUGCAUGAGGUCCACCGGUGGAUGCUCAAGCAUUUUGAGGAACACCCACUCUUCCAUCACGUUCCCCUCGAUGAGUUGGAGGACGACGUCAUCGUGAGCCAGCUGGGAGAGUGCACCGAGGAGGGGAAGAAGGUGACACGCAACGGAGGAGAAAAAUUCACGGCCGUCUUCCGGCGCAUCGCAGAGACUCGGCCUUUGGGCUCCUGACCUUGCUGGGCUCUAGUUGACCUUGCCGGGCUCCUCUUGACCUUGCCGGGCUCCUCUUGACCUUGCCGGGCUCCUCUUGACCUUGACAGGCGACCCUUGGCCUUGCCUGGCGUUGCCGUUUAACCCGGUGAACUUAUUACACAAUCCACAGUCGGUGCCUUGCUGAUAAGAGACCGGCAGUGUUGAUACUGAUUGACAUUCAAUAUUUGGUUCGUUGUCCACGUUAAUUCUGAACGAAACGUUCCACACACAAUAAGUGCACAGUGCAAUGUGGGUAAAACAGCUACAGGGCGACUUUAACUUGUGCAAAUCUGCACGGGCAUGACUUUUGAACUUGGCUUUUGAACAUGGCUGCUGAUUUCAGACACGAGUUAGCUGUCGUUAGUCAUUGAAUCUAGAACACCUCACACCAGGAAUGUAAUUCUAGUUUUAAGAUGGAUACCUGGUGCACUGCAAGUAUUUGAACGUUUCUUUUGUACCUAUACUUAAUUUUUCGUACAAUUGUCAACGUCUCCGUGUAUCAUGGUUUACAUGGUUGUGUUAUGUUGCCUUGGUGCAGGGGACAGGUUGCCAAAUGUUUUAAUUAAUGGGAUCGAAGUUCUGUUUGGAUCAUGUCUCUCUUGGCCUUAUUCAUAUAUAUUUCGUGUACAUUUACAAAGCGUGUCUUAAUUUAAUAAGGAGUAAAGGCGUUUUUUUUU